UCGAUGCGUUUUCCGAAGGCAUUCGCAAAUGAAAAUUUUGGUUUCAGAAGCUGACCAUUUACAUUUGAGUGGUGUUUAUUUGAAUAAACGAUAGUGGCAUCGUAUAGGUAGUUGUGGGUAUUUUAUUAUGAGGAGUUGCAGACAAUGUCAGAUGGAGCUUAUAUCCAAUGAGAUUUGAAUGGUAAUUAUUCAGUGGUUCAGAGGUAAGUUGCGUCCUGGUAUGAAUUGAGCGCGCGAACAACGCUCCCAAAAUAGACGAGAAAAUAACAUUAUUAUCGCAUUCACACCAAACAGACGAGGGAAAUAAGCGUGACACAUUGCCAGAACAGCGCCAUUGUGUUCACAUUUUUCGCAAUUGCACACAGCCCGAUAAGCUCCGAGAAAAAGUGCUCAAUUAUGCUAAACUCCUGGAGACGAGUAUAGAGUAUUUUUAGAAUUCUGGCCAACGCAACCUGUCGCGUCGUAUUUUACAGUAUAAACUUAAUCAAGAUUGCAUAGUCAAAUUCGCGGAACCAUUUUAUGUGGGUGCGAAAAAGUUGUCAUUUUGCAGUUGGACUCCUGCGAGUUGAUAAUAUGACGCUAUAGCCGACGCGUACGGAUGUUAGUAUUCACAUACGACGAGAGCAUUGCUCAAGAAGGAUAACGCCUUUCUCACCGAAGCCAAGGCUGAUGCCUCAAAGGGAGAUGGAGAUCGGCAUAUUCAGACAUGGGGUAUAUCUGUCGAAGCAUUUCUACACGAUCAUUGUAAUGUUCUUAUGUUUGUGUCAGGUUUACGGGGAAGAUUUUUCUGCAGAUAUUCUCGCUAGAAAUGCCGACAGUUUUGUAAAUACUAAACAUGGAAACUCGAUAGAAAUCCCCGUCAAUGCGCCUUUAUACACAAAUGGAAAAAUCGACAGUUUGCUGAAGAAAACGCGGAACUUGGUGGAGAGAAGAAAACCCAAUGUUACUUCGAAUACUCGUGUGGAUUUUAAAAGGUUUUCUUCAUAUAAUGGGCAAGGAAAUAACGUGAGAGAUUGGCAGGCGCUGAAGAGAACUGCUAAACGCAGCGCGAAUUUCAUCACAGUGACAGGGAAACCGGAAUUUGUGAAGCUACCCGAGAAUGCCCAUGGAGAAAGCGAUCAGAUUUCACUCGCUGUCAGGCAGACCAAGGCUGCUGAGACGGACUCGCUUCAAAUGAUCUUCCUGAGUAUCGCCGGUACCGCUGUGCUGGUCGUUGUGGUAGUUGCGUGUCUUCACAUGCCUUGUCAUUGCUUCAAGACUCACUACAAGAGCGAUCUAGACCUUGAUCUGGAUCUCAUAGGCUGCCCCAACCCCUCCGCCAGGCACAAGGGAAGAUGCGGUAAAUGCCUGUUUGACCGCAUGGCUAAGAAGAAGGCGAAGAAGUCCUUUAUACCUCGGUCUCCAUCAACGCCAGUUUCCAUUGGGAGGAAUAAUGAUGAUCUCUUCUUGGCUUCCGAGAGUAUGUACUCGGCGCAGCCCCCUUGGAUGGAAGACUUCGGGAUGGGAUCCAUGACAGAAAUCCCAACCAAACCCAAGAAAAAAUCACGCUCAAUUAUCCAGACAAUUCUUCGACGCUCCCGAUCACGCGAUAAGUUCCGCUACGAAUUCCUAGCGGCGAAGUACGGUUACAACUACAAGCAGUUCAACCACCCAGAGCACAAACGCAGCUCCCUGUAUGAUGAGAACGAACCAGAUUGGUACAGCGCCGGAGAAUUUCUCAACAGGCAGUCAAGGCAUCGAGCUCAGAGGAUGUACGGAAGCACAGAUCCUGGCAGGACGACUUGCACACAUGGCUGCUUUUCAAAGCUGUCACGUGACGCACCGGCCAAUCAGAGCGUCGAAGACAUUAUGAAAUCGAAACCGAGGCGCCGGCAAGUUGUUGAGCUGCAAGAGUUUCCAAUUGGAUUUUCAGCGCAGAAUUAUCAGUCAAUGGAAAAUUUCUGCCAACAUGAAAAGGGGGUGGUGGUUGAACGCCCGAAGAACGCGUUGAAAAAGUCUCAGUCGCGGCCGUGUAGUCAUUCGGAAUCAAAUCUUGAAUCAGUUGCAGCACACUUUGAGCAAAAGCCUCCUCCUUUGAAGAGGCUCUCAAUCGAUGAUAGCAAAUCGUCGAGUAGAAGUUCUUUUGGAGACACUCCCAGGGCAAGCCCCAGUCCAAAACUCAUCCAAUUUUAUCCCGCGAGCUUUAACUACGAAACCAGCUUCGUGCAGACUUCCGAAAAGUACCCAUGCGAAAAACACAAAGAGAUGAUUGACAAGCAUACUGAUCCUGUGAUAGUGGACGAAUCAUCAUCAGAAGAUCUGAUGAGCUUUGACGAAGACGAGGAAGAGAAAGGAGGUUUGUUUGACUACUCAGCGCAGAUACCACAUUACAGACACAACCCGUAUCAACAGCAUCUAGAUGGGUUCAAUGGUUACGCAGAGAUGCCCCAAUACAGCUACUAUACGAACCCGCAAACGAGGAUACGGAGGACCGUUCGCAGCGAAAGCGAGCUUCGCCGAGCGAGAGAUAUGCAGAGCGUGCCACCACAACGUAAGACGAAAAUUCAGUCGAAGACGCGCCCCGUCUCAUCUUCGGACACGACUCUAAACAAGACGCACAUUCUGAAGGAGUUAGCAUCAGUGGGGUUUGCCAAGCCAAGCCGUAACAAAAAACCUGCAAAACCAGUCAGAGACGCGAGAAUUGAUCCUUUGGUAGGAAAGGUUUCGCCAAUGAUCAAAACUAAAGAAUCCAAGCCGAGCAAACAGGGCAUGCAUUUCCAAGAGAGAAGUACAGUGGUACAAAUGCCCGAUAACUACUCAUGUAAAGAGGUUCUCUUGGAUGAAGAUUUAAAUAAAAGCAAAGUGACUUGUAAAUUAGACGGAUUAGAUGAACAAUUCGAUAAGGGUUCAGCUAUUGACUAUUCACAUGCGCCAAAGGAUGCUGAUGAGAAAUACUUGAAAAAGAACGUUCUACGGGAUGAGCCCGUUAGGGACACAGACAGUGAUACCGAGGGACAUGAUAUCACCAGCUCAGUCGGACCCAGUCCUGUUCAGUACCAGUCAUCUGUAGUCCAUUGUAAAGAGAUUGGUGUUGGGAGUAAAACAAGGGAGGAAUUACUGACAUCACAACCGCAGUGAGCUCCAAUGACACCAAGGGGAAACCUGAUGAAACCGCACUAGCGUGGCCUGUGGCCGCUCUCAUUCGGGUUUAUUCGGAGCUGUUUUGUUUCGAAUAUUGGGAAUUCUCUUGUCCCAGCGCACCUUGGCCUUCACCACCAAAAAAACAUCCCAAUAAACCCGAAUGAGAGCCGGCUAGCAGCCUGGCGAUUGAGCCACAGACAGUCAUAGUCUUCCUUACAAAGUACAAAGCAGCGGCGAUGCUCGGUGUUUCGGCAUCUAUUUGUUUGCCUUGGAAAUUUGCAGAGUGUACAAGACUAACAAUGUCGCGAGAUGUUAUAACAACAAAGAACUGAUAUCCGAUGAACACAGUUAUAAAAAUUUGCCCGUAGGGAGCGGGCUCCUGGGGGUUGACCUAUCAUUAGAUUAGAUAUAUGAACAUCAACAGUAUUAGUGGUACUGAUAGCAAGCGUUAGGGGGCGAAAGACGCGCGGCCCAUAAUACCAUAUAGUCUUCCCUUGUGCUUGCUGCAAACGAUGCGCGUGCAUCACUUAUGAUACAAAUAUAAAGAAUAUGGAUAUACAAGAAUAAUAAAACGAUAACGCUUUUAA
This is a messenger RNA of Nematostella vectensis (starlet sea anemone), 3707 nucleotides long. RefSeq lists its product as uncharacterized. NCBI's taxonomy places the organism in Eukaryota, Metazoa, Cnidaria, Anthozoa, Actiniaria, Edwardsiidae. The record is from RefSeq and is a predicted model, not a curated record. The transcript is spliced from 5 exons. The coding region runs from base 670 to 3117 and encodes 815 amino acids.